UCCCGUCGGAGUGCCCGGUUCCCCCCUGGCACCUGGAGUCCACUGCUGGAUGUUUCAUCCAUCUGUCCACCCUUUGCUGGUGCUCUGUUCAUAUUUCACUUCCCCAGCUUACAGCCCCAAUGUUAUUGGCGUCCUACCAGCGUGUGAAUACGGAAGGCACUGUGCCUGCAGGAACUUUUGUGUCCUCGUUUGUCACCGCCGCGUUGUCACUUCCCCACCAGCCUCCCUGCUUCCUGCACGGCUGCAGUGGUUCCAAUUGCCCUGAAGUCCUGAGCGCUCGCACUGCGAUGGGUCUUGUGGCCGGGAGCGAUUAUUUUUAGGGUGAACAUUUGAAUACAUUUACAUAAGUGAGACAGAUGGAGAUGGCAGGGUGGAGUGGACAGCACUCAUCUUUUUAAUGGGCCCGGCUUGGGGCUGGACAAAGGCCAGGGCGCUGUUUGUUGUCCCGUGUGACGUCUGGUCUAAACAAACAGAGCAGCAUUUGGCUUUUUGGCUUGUACACGGCGUGUGGACGUGCGUUGGACACCAUUGGACCCCGGUGGGAUGACAGAGCAGCUGGUGGGGGAGUUAGCCAUGGGGCUGUGUGCCGCAGGGAGAGUGCUGGUGGCCGUGUCACCUUGGGAUGGGACAGGCCCUGGCAUGGGCUGAUAAUGGGGAGGGCUGUGUGCCAUGGGGCUGGCACCGGGCGGGCCCCGCUGGCUGCUCCCCACUUGAAGGCGCUUGGCUAAAUGAGCUCUUUGAUGAAAAGAGUGGAGAGGGAAAGGAGCUUUUCUGAAGCAGUUCUUUGAUUGUCAGUGAAAUAAAGCGCACGGACAUCUCGUUCCUUCCACUCACCCGAGCCCUGUAAUCACAAAGAACUCGAAAUCCCGCUGUGACCCCGGGGUUGGAUUGCCAAACCUGCGCUCACAAACCCGGGGGGGGGGGAGGGGGUGGGAGCAGUGCCAGCUCUCCUGGGAGCAGGCAGCAGCACAGCACUGCGCAACAGCACUGCUGCAGCCGAGUCCUGCGAGCAGACACUGCCCCGGUGCCGGGGGAAGCAUUGUGUAACGUCAGACUGGGGGAGAAAGGUGUUGAACAGACCACACGUUGCUAUUAUUGACGUGUUCCCCUUCACGUUGUUUUAAUGUCUCAGCUUGUUUCGUCCUAAUGGAUGCCCGCUGGGUUGAACGCUCGCUGGCUGAAAGCUGAAGCGUGGUGACGUGGUGCUCAGCCCUUGCGCAGCAGGACAGGAUGCGGGUCACCAUGCGGCGGGUGCUGCUGGCGGUGGGCUCGGUGGCGGCCCUGAUGGUGACGCUGCACCUCGGCCAGCAGGUGCUGGAGUGCCAGGAAGUGCUGAGCAAGAGGAGGCACGGGCUGAUGAGACCCGAGAAUGAGGAGCUGGUCAUGGUGGACUCCAACCACGUCGAGUACCGUUACAGCAAGGAGAUGCCCCUCAUCUUCAUCGGAGGGGUCCCCCGCAGCGGCACCACGCUGAUGAGGGCCAUGCUGGAUGCCCACCCGGAGGUGCGCUGCGGGGAGGAGACCCGCAUCAUCCCCCGCGUGCUGGCCAUGCGGCAGGCCUGGUCCAAGUCGGGGCGAGAGAAGAUGCGUCUGGACGAGGCCGGGGUGACGGACCAGGUGUUGGACGCUGCCAUGCAGGCCUUUAUCCUGGAGGUGAUCGCCAAGCACGGCGAGCCGGCCAGGUAUCUGUGUAACAAGGACCCGUUCACCUUGAAGUCCUCUGUCUACCUGUCCAGGUUGUUUCCCAACUCCAAGUUCCUCCUGAUGGUUCGAGACGGCCGCGCCUCGGUCCACUCCAUGAUCACGCGGAAAGUGACAAUCGCAGGCUUCGACCUGAACAGCUACCGGGACUGCCUGACCAAGUGGAACAAAGCCAUUGAGGUGAUGUACUCCCAGUGCCUGGAGAUCGGGCGCUCUCGCUGCCUGCCCGUCUACUACGAGCAGCUGGUGCUGCACCCCGAGCAGUCCAUGCACGCCAUCAUGAAGUUCCUGGAUAUCUCGUGGAGCGACACCGUGCUGCACCACGAGGAGCUCAUAGGGAAGCCCGGCGGAGUGUCUCUUUCCAAGAUAGAAAGAUCAACGGACCAGGUUAUCAAACCGGUGAACAUGGAGGCGUUAUCUAAAUGGAUCGGACACAUUCCAGGGGAUGUACUCCAGGACAUGGCCCACAUAGCACCCAUGCUCGCCAAGCUUGGCUAUGACCCGUACGCCAACCCACCCAACUACGGUCACCCGGACCCUCUCGUUGUCAACAACACGCACAGGGUUUUAAAGGGGGAUUAUAAAACGCCAGCCAACUUGAAAGGCCAUCUGCAGGUGACUCAGAACACAUCAUCUUCUCACUAAUAAAAUUAAUGAUUUCCAGGCUGCUGCAAACGGCCCUGGGUGCCCCCGCAAAGAAGAGUUUGCAGUCGCACCGGUGGAAAUCUGUUAUCCAAGCAUAUUGCUUGCUAAUAUUGCCAAAAUGACUGCCAUGCGAGGAAUGUAUUUGCAUUUAUUUGCAAAGGCCAAACGUUGUUCACUUCGAUACCACUCUUCUCCCUUCGCUGGAUGCUCCGUGGUGAAAGAUCUGUGGAAAUGAAGAUUGACUGAACCUUCAAAGUGCAUUGGAAAGAGAUUUUCUAUUCAGUUCCUGGAGAACAUUUUAGAGCCGUAUUUCAGUGUCUCGUAAUGCUGUUCCUUAACGUGCAGAUCAGAAUUGGUGUCAUAACCGUGUAGAGCAUUUGUUGUACAGGUGACAAUCCGGGACCAUCUCCUCCUCCCCAUUCACUUGUCAUUGACAGAUUCUAUUUAAGAAUUAAUAUAUGAGGUCAUUCGUUUC
Messenger RNA from Numida meleagris (helmeted guineafowl), 2821 nucleotides. RefSeq names its product tyrosylprotein sulfotransferase 2 (gene TPST2). Gene Ontology annotation, molecular function: protein-tyrosine sulfotransferase activity. Bases 1231 to 2346 code for a protein of 371 amino acids. The record is from RefSeq and is a predicted model, not a curated record. NCBI's taxonomy places the organism in Eukaryota, Metazoa, Chordata, Aves, Galliformes, Numididae. The transcript is spliced from 6 exons. Gene Ontology annotation, biological process: peptidyl-tyrosine sulfation. Gene Ontology annotation, cellular component: Golgi apparatus.